Mya arenaria is the source of this 990-nucleotide messenger RNA. Its product is annotated as sushi, von Willebrand factor type A, EGF and pentraxin domain-containing protein 1-like. The coding region runs from base 1 to 990 and encodes 329 amino acids. The transcript is spliced from 7 exons. Lineage: Eukaryota; Metazoa; Mollusca; Bivalvia; Myida; Myidae. The record is from RefSeq and is a predicted model, not a curated record.
AUGGCGGCGGCGGCAGUGGUGGUGGUGGAAGAGGUAGUGGUGGAAGUGGUGUGGUGGUAUGGACGCCGACGGAAAAAACGGUUCUGGGCUUGGGGCUGGUGCUGGUGGUGGUGCGGAAGCGGGAGCGAGGCCAAUGACAAUAAGGCUCCUCCAGAAUACACUUACUGCCCCUCUUCGGACAUUAAACAUGAAUACACAGCACCCCAAGGAGAGAAACAAGCUCUCGUUCAGUGGACCGAACCGAUUGUUUCAGAAGUAGACAAUCAGAAAAGCUCUCAAACCUGCUGUGGACCAUAUAAAAAUGGGGACAAGUUUCCUGGAUCUAUCGAUGGAACCACUCACUACAUCACGUACACAGUAAAAGAUGACAAUGGCAGAAUCGAUUCAUGCUCGUUUAAAUUUACUGUAUUCUAUUUAGCCUGCUCCGAACCAUACGUAGACGAUCAUACUACGAAGACCAACUGCUCGGAUGGAAACAACGAAGGAAGCAUUUGCCACUUCAGAUGUGUUGAGGGGUAUAAAUUUGGUUCCAAUGGACCCACUAAAUCGACAUGCUUACGUUCUAAGGCAUCGAAAGCUUACUGGACAACGUUUCCGAAAUGCCAAAAGAAAAAUUGUCAGCCGCCAUUCGCACUAGUCAACGGUGAAGUUUCCUGCAUAAGUGCACAGUACUUGUACGAUGAAACGUGUGUAUUCACUUGUAACGAAGGAUAUAAACUAGAAGGAGCUUCAUCUAUGUACUGCAUGGAAAAUGAAAAUUGGUCGAAGUCACCAACAGAUAUCAGCUGCGAAGACAACGAUCCACCGGUUAUAACAUGUCUCCGACAAACAUUUUAUGCCGACAGAGGAAGUUUUUCCACACAUGUGUAUUGGGAAGAGCCGACAGUAACAGACAACGUCGAUACGGAUAUUGAAGCAACUAAAGUCUCUAAUGGUAUCAACCAAGGAGAUGUCCUUAGUCAGGGGACAUAUGAAAAACAGCAUAUGUAA